This is a messenger RNA of Aspergillus candidus, 1086 nucleotides long. RefSeq lists its product as uncharacterized. NCBI's taxonomy places the organism in Eukaryota, Fungi, Ascomycota, Eurotiomycetes, Eurotiales, Aspergillaceae. The transcript has a single exon. The record is from RefSeq and is a predicted model, not a curated record. Bases 1 to 1086 code for a protein of 361 amino acids.
AUGGGCUGGGUAGGAGUAGCUGUGUUCAUCGCGACCGCUUGUUAUAUAGCUUACCGCCACCCGACAGCCCUGCGGACUCUAACACCGGCCGUCCCUCCUGCGACCACGACCGCGGCCCAAAAGGAAGCAGAAGCUGACACCGAAGAGUCAGCGCCUGUCAUAGAGAGACAGCUCUGCAAAGACGGACCUAUCCCGGAGGAGGCCAGCUCAGAGGCUUCCGACUCGCAGUCCACGCCCAAGGCGUCUGCGUCUGCGUCUGCCGCCCCCGCUAUCGAACCCCCGACUCUCCGCCUAGACAAUGACGAUAAGCCUGUUAUGACCGCAUCCACACAGCUACCCACCACACGAUCUACUGCGGAAAGAAGCGCGAAGCCAGCAUCAAACAGCAUGCUUCCGCCCCCGCGACCGCUGGGCUCUUCCUUCGCCUCUCCCUCCUCAUCCUCCUCCCUGAACAUGCCUCCGCCCUUCGCGCCACGCCCCCGACCAACCCCCACCACCAACACCAUGAACAACAACCUCCUAGUCCCAGGCCGCGCACCACCCCGCCCAAGACCAACAGCCCCAGGCAGCGGAUCCACCUCCCUCCUCAGCCCGCCCCCCUCAGCAGCCUCCACCCUCCGCGGCGGCCCCGCCCCCCCAAGCAAUAACAACUCCCUUUCCAUUCCGCCCCAAAAAAUGGUCCCCUCCCCCAACUCGCACCGCAAACGCGCCGCCCUCGAACCAGGCUUUUCCCCGCUAGACUGGGCAGCGCUCACAUCCAACCCGAAGAACACCCUCCGGGGCGCCGACCUCCCCGCACACCUGAUCCGCGUAACGCCAUCCAUGCUAAAGGCGCACACGGGCCGCAAGGGCACCGACGCGUGGACGGUCUACCAGGGCAAAGUGUACAAUAUCACGCCGUAUGCGCCGUUUCAUCCUGGUGGGAGGGGCGAGCUGUUGCGUGGGGCGGGCAAGGAUAGUGCGCAGUUGUUUACGGAGGUGCAUCCUUGGGUGAAUUGGGAUGCGAUUUUGGGGGAGUGUUGUGUGGGGAUUUUGGUGGGGGAGAAUGAGGGGGCGGCUGAUAAUGGGCUUGAUGAUAUGGAUUGA